CUCGCCCUCCAUUCAUCCCACUCCCAUUACCCCUUCAUCCUGGGUGUUGCUGCACUUGCAAUAUGAAUCCCAUGAAUGCCCCAGGAGGCGCGCCCGCUCUGUGGCAGGAGGCCCGUACCGCCGAGGGACGAGUCUACUACUACAAUGUCCAGACUAAAGCCACCCAGUGGACGAAGCCUGUGGACCUGAUGACGCCGGUUGAGCGCGCGUUGGCGAAUCAACCAUGGAAGGAAUACACGACGGAUAAUGGACGGAAAUAUUGGUACAACACUGAAACCAAGCAGAGCACCUGGGAAAUUCCAGAUGCUUACAAGAACGCUCUGGCACAGGCGCAGCCUUCUCAGCCUCCCCCUGUCGCAGCCCCGACAUUUGUUGCAGGUGGAGUCAGCUCGUUCCCAUCGUACCCCCAGCAGAGAGAACGCGACGACUAUGACCGCGGCUAUGGCGACCGCCGAGGAGGCUAUAAUUCAAUGGACACUAAUGGUCCUGCAGCGGCUCCGGCCUUGGGGAACCAGCAGGCCGAUCCGGAAUACAGCUCCCUGGAAGAAGCCGAAGGUGCAUUCAUGAAGAUGCUGAAACGCCACAAUGUGCAGCCUGACUGGACGUGGGAGCAGACCAUGCGCGAGACCAUCAAAGAUCCUCAGUAUCGUGCCCUCAAAGACCCCAGAGACCGCAAGGCAGCCUUUGAGAAAUAUGCGGUCGAGGUUCGCAUGCAGGAAAAGGAUCGAGCGAAAGAGAGAUUCGCUAAGCUCAGAGCAGAUUUCAAUACCAUGCUGAAGCGUCAUCCUGAAAUCAAGCACUACAGUCGGUGGAAGACCAUUCGACCGAUUAUUGAGGGCGAGACUAUCUUCAGAUCUACGGACGACGAGGCUGAGAGACGCCAGUUGUUCGAGGAGUAUAUCGUUGAGCUCAAGAAGGAGCACGUUGAACAGGAAGCGGUCAAGCGCAAGGCUGCCAUGGACGAGUUAGUCAACAUCCUGAAAUCCUUGAACCUGGAGCCAUACACACGCUGGUCAGAGGCACAGGCGAUCAUCCAGUCCAAUGACAGAGUUCAGAGCGACGAUAAGUUCAAGACCCUCAGCAAGUCUGACAUCUUGACUGCUUUUGAGAAUCACAUCAAGGCGCUAGAGCGAGCUUUCAACGAUGCUCGUCAGCAGCAGAAAGCCGCGAAGGCCAGAAAAGAACGUCACGCUCGUGAACAGUACAUUGAGCUCCUUAAGGAGCUGAGGUCACAGGGUAAGAUUAAAGCCGGCAGCAAAUGGAUGAACAUAUAUCCUCUGAUCAACGAGGACCCCCGUUAUCUUGGUAUGUUGGGAAACUCUGGUUCGUCCCCGAUAGAUCUGUUCUGGGAUGUGGUUGAGGAGGAGGAGCGGUCGCUGCGCGGACCACGUAACGAUGUCUUGGACGUUCUUGAUGACAAACGCUUCGAAAUCACGCCCAAGACCACAUUGGAAGAGUUCAACGCAUUCGUGUCCGCCGAUCGCCGCACGGCCAACAUCGAUCCUGAGACUCUGCAGUUGAUAUUCCAGCGCAUUCAAGAAAAAGCUAUCCGACGCAACGAAGAGGAGAAACACGCCGCCGAUCGGCAUCAACGACGUGCAAUUGACGCCCUGCGGUCGCGCAUCAAGCGUCUGGAACCUCCUGUCCGAGCCAGUGAUACAUGGGACCAAGUCCGACCGCGGAUCGAGAGAUACGAGGAAUACAAGGCACUGGAGACCGAUGAUCUCCGCCAGGCAGCCUUCGACAAGGUCAUCCGGCGCUUAAAGGAGAAGGAAGAAGACGCUGAAAGAGAACGGGAGGCCCGCGAUCGUGACCGUGGCGGCAGUCGUCGUGACCACGAUCGGGAUCGUGACCGUGAGCGCGACCGCGACCGCGACCACCGCAGCGGUCUCUCCUAUCGUGGCGAGCGACGAGGAGCAUCCAGCCGCAUGAGCCGGACCCCGGAGCCCGACGCCUAUGAGGCCGACCGCCGUAAAGCCCAGGCCGAUCGCGAACGCUCCUACCGUAAAGUCAGCGGCCUAUCUCCCGUGCGCGAGCGGCGCGAAGACAGGGAUCGAGACCGCGAACGCUACCGCGAGCGCGAACGGGAUCGGGACCGUGAGCGUGACCGCGAGCGCGACUGGGACCGUGAACGCAGCGCCCGCUCCCUGAGCCACUACGACCGCGAGCGCCGUGACCGCGAGGAAGAACGCGAACGCCUCUACCGCACCCGCGGCGACCCCCGUGGCAGCCGAGACGAACUCGACUACGGCGCCGACACCAAGAGCAUCGCCAGCACCGACCGGAGACGUAGACGGGACAGUGACGCGGAGAGCGUAGCUAGUCGCUCCACCAAGCGGUACCGACGGGAUAGUCGAGAGCGCGAUCGCAGCCGAGGAGCCCCCCGCAGAGACCGUCGCGAACGAACUCCCGUCGCCGCCGGUGCCGGUGCUAGUGCUGGUGCCAGCGCCGCCACCGCUGCUGGUACUGCUUCGGCCGCACCAGGCCCUGCUGCAGCCGUAGCGGAGGAAGCGAAGAAGGAAGAAAAGGCGGUGCAUUCCGGUAGCGAGGAGGGUGAGAUUGAAGAGGAUUAGUCGAGCUGGUCAUGUCGCUGUAAAGGCUUUCUCGGCCUGCUGGCGGGAUUUAAUUCCUCUUUAUUUUUUCUACCUCUCUUUCCCUUUGCAAAGCUUAGAUAGGAGCCAAAAGAAAAAAAAAGGGGGUCCAAUUCAUGUUCUUCUCUUCCUCUGAUUGUCAGUGAUACUGGCCCUUCUGUUCUGG
Messenger RNA from Aspergillus saccharolyticus JOP 1030-1, 2757 nucleotides. Its product is annotated as snoRNA-splicing protein PRP40. Gene Ontology annotation, molecular function: protein binding; RNA binding. The record is from RefSeq and is a predicted model, not a curated record. Gene Ontology annotation, cellular component: U1 snRNP; U2-type prespliceosome. Bases 63 to 2573 code for a protein of 836 amino acids. Lineage: Eukaryota; Fungi; Ascomycota; Eurotiomycetes; Eurotiales; Aspergillaceae. Gene Ontology annotation, biological process: mRNA cis splicing, via spliceosome. The transcript is spliced from 4 exons.